Molecule: messenger RNA, 909 nt
Organism: Morchella importuna
Lineage: Eukaryota; Fungi; Ascomycota; Pezizomycetes; Pezizales; Morchellaceae
Exons: 4
Coding region: 1-909 (302 amino acids)
Source: RefSeq, a predicted model, not a curated record
AUGGUUUGCUGUCCUAUACAUCUCGGUCAGCUGUUCCCUUCAUGGGCCGACUUCAAAGAAGCAAUCCAGGAUUGGUCCAUCGCCGACAAAUUCCAGUUCAAGUCUCUACACAAAGAUCGAUCUCGUGCCGACAUAAGGUGUCGGACGCGUACGAAGAAAGAACCCAAUCACAAUUGCCAGCGUGCAGAGCGAGCGGCAGCGAAACGCGAGACGUGCAACAGCCAAUCGUGGCUCAAACGACAUGUACCGAAGCACCUAAUUGUCACGAGAGAAACACGACCAGAGGAGAUACAGGACGUAAUAAAGAGCUAUUACGGGGUGGAUAUCAACUACCAGGCGGCGAAUGACGUGAAGAACACACUAUCCAAGCAGUACAAAGUCAAGAUGGUACAACCAAACUUACCAGCAUAUCUCUAUCCUCCUCACAUCGACCCUCAUCCAAACAACGAUAUCGGAGUGUGGUUUAAAGACGCUUCGGCUGCAUAUCUUGGCAGGGACUCCCGCCAAGCGAAUAGCUCAACGACCACCUCGAAUAGCUUUAAACGUUUCUUCCAACAGAACUCUUGUAUCCCGUCACCAUCCACGAUAGAUACAAAAGAUGUCGAACCAAACGCCAAACUCCGCCUCUCUAACCCUACGCGCGAAAAACGGAUCCACCACUGUCAAAACAAAGACAACAUCGUCACGCCCAUUUCCGACAGCGCAGACGAAAUCAUUCUCGGAGCCCCCAUCGACCAAGCCGACCUAAGCAAGGGCUUCCAAACAAUCCAGAACCAAGACAAGAAGCGAACCACUGUGCAGGAUGCAGGAUUGAAGGAUGUAUCUGUCAUUGGCUACAAGGUCGGGGAAGAUGCGGAUUUUAGCGUGGAGGUUCCAAGCGACGACUUUGAUGAUUCGCAGCAGGAGUAA